Molecule: messenger RNA, 515 nt
Organism: Colletes gigas
Lineage: Eukaryota; Metazoa; Arthropoda; Insecta; Hymenoptera; Colletidae
Product: omega-conotoxin-like protein 1
Exons: 3
Coding region: 158-385 (75 amino acids)
Source: RefSeq, a predicted model, not a curated record
GUUAAAGAUUUGUCAGAGUGACGCGACGUCUUAGUAUAAAAGCGUAGUGUACAGCAACUCCACAAGUCAGUUAAGGUCGAACUGUUGGUUCCAGUACUCCUAAGAAAGAGCUCUGUGUAUCUGUGUCAGUUGCUUCUGCGUGUAAAUCCAUCGCAAAAUGGCCAAGCUCAUACUGUACGUUUUCAUCGCCUUGUUGGCUACGACUUUAGUCGUGUCAGCUCCUGAAUCCUGCGGAAGACACGGCGACCAGUGCGUCAGCGACAGAGAAUGCUGCAAUAACAUAAAGUGUCACAGGUACGCGAACAGGUGUCAAGUACAAAUCACGGAAGAGGAGCUGAUGGCUCAACGCGAGAAGAUCUUAGGCAAAAAGGGCAAAAGCUAUUAAGGGAACAACGAUCGUUGAUAUUGUAAAAUCCCCAAAGUGAAAAAAGAAAUGAAAAAUAAAUGGAACGAACGGGUACAGAAAAUCUUUAAGUGUUUCCUGUACGAUCACGGUUUUCGUUGCUAGAAAAUUG